AGGCUGAGCCGCGGCGGGGCCGGUGCCGCAGCCAUGGCGCUGGUCACCCUGCAGCGCUCGCCGACCCCCAGCGCUGCCUCCUCCGCCAGCACCAGCGAGCUGGAGGUUGGCAGCGAUGAAGAGCGUAAAUUAAACGUGAGCCUCAGCGAGAGCUUUUUCAUGGUGAAAGGAGCAGCCCUUUUCCUACAGCAAGGAAACAGCUCCCAGGGCCAGCGAAGCCUCCAGCACCCUCACAAACAUGCAGGUGAUUUACCCCAGCACCUCCAGGUGAUGAUCAACCUCCUUCGCUGUGAGGACAGGAUCAAACUGGCUGUGCGUCUGGAGAGCGUGUGGACGGACCGGGUGCGGUACAUGGUGGUCGUGUACAGCAGCGGGCGCCAGGACACCGAGGAGAACAUCCUGCUGGGGGUGGAUUUCUCCAGCAAGGAGAGUAAAAGCUGCACUAUAGGAAUGGUUCUUCGCCUGUGGAGUGACACCAAAAUCCAUCUUGAUGGGGAUGGUGGCUUCAGUGUGAGCACAGCGGGGAGGAUGCACAUCUUCAAGCCCGUGUCAGUGCAGGCCAUGUGGUCUGCUUUACAGAUCCUCCACAAAGCCUGUGAGGUUGCCAGGAGGUACAACUACUUCCCAGGAGGGGUGGCCUUGGUCUGGGCCACCUACUACGAGAGCUGCAUCAGCUCUGACCAGAGCUGCAUCAACGAGUGGAAUGCCAUGCAGGACCUGGAGUCCACCCGCCCCGACUCUCCCGCCCUCUUUGUUGACAAGCCCACGGAAAGGGAACGGACAGAACGGCUCAUUAAAGCCAAACUCCGGAGCAUCAUGACGAGCAAAGACCUGGAAAAUGUGACUUCUAAGGAGAUACGAAACGAGCUGGAGAAACACAUGAACUGCAACUUGAAGGAAUUCAAGGAAUUUAUAGACAAUGAAAUGCUGCUAAUCCUGGGGCAGAUGGACAAACCAUCUCUGAUUUUUGAUCAUUUAUACCUGGGCUCCGAGUGGAACGCCUCCAACCUCGAGGAGCUGCAGGGCUCGGGCAUUGACUACAUCCUGAACGUCACCCGGGAGAUCGACAACUUCUUCCCCGGGUUGUUCGCGUACCACAACAUCCGCGUGUACGACGAGGAGACCACGGACCUGCUGGCACACUGGAACGAGGCCUAUCACUUCAUCAACAAGGCCAAGAAGAACCACUCCAAGUGCCUGGUGCACUGCAAGAUGGGGGUGAGCCGCUCGGCGUCCACAGUCAUUGCCUACGCCAUGAAGGAGUUCGGCUGGUCCCUGGAGAAGGCCUACAACUACGUGAAGCAGAAGCGCAGCAUCGCACGGCCCAACGCCGGCUUCAUGCGGCAACUGCUGGAGUACGAGGGAAUUCUGGAUGCCAGCAAGCAGCGCCACAACAAGCUGUGGAAGCAGCAGGCGGAGAGCAACCUGCCGCAGCACACCGACGGCACCACGGGCUCGGGAGGCUUCCUGCUGGAGAGCUUGGACAUCGACCUGGAAAACCGCCUGGCUGACCUGGACAUGCCUUCCCAAUCGGGAUACCUGGACAACCGCGCCAGCACCGACGGGCCCGGGGGCUUCGACUACUGCUUCCGGCGCCUCUCAGACACGCUGCUGGAGAACAAGGUUCCCGGGGACAGGGAGGGCUUUUUCCACAUGGAGCAGCUGGAGCGGGAUGCGUUGGUGGGACAGCCCCCAUCUGCACUGCCACAGGGGAGGCUGCUGGAGAUGGGAAAGGCCCCGGAGAGAGCGGAGCCGCCGGCAGAGCUGGGCAGCUGCUGCGAGAGGGAGGCGAAGAGGAAAAUGGACUUCAGCCCCAGGAAGGGAAGGAUGGGCCUCGGGGAGCCAGGGGAGGAUGGUAUCAGGGAGGAGAAUCCCAUGGAGAAGUGGAAGAGGCGUUUGUCCAUGCACAAGGAGGAGAGCAGGCUCAAUAGGGAGAACCUGAAUAACAACAACAGCAAAAGGAGUUGCCCAGAGGAUUUUGAGCACGACGCCGUGUUUGGGAUCCUCAGCAAGGUGAAGCCUCCCUACCAGUCCUGCACUGACUGCAUGUACUCCUCAGCUGGGCUGUCCCCCGACCCCUUUGGGGAGCAGUGUGAGAAGCUGAACCCUGCGCGGCGCAGCACCACCAUCUGCACACAGCCAGCCCUCCUGUCCCACCUCCACUCCAACCUGCUGGACCACCUGCCCGCCAGGGCACAUCCAGAGGAGGCAAUCAGAACUAAACAUAACGAGGCUCCGCUUCCCAUGGUGCCGGGAGCCAGGACUUUGGAGGCUGGCACGUGCAGGUCACUGGAUCAGCACUGCGGUGUUCUGGAGAGAGGAAAAGUUGCGCCAAAAACCCCAGAAAAAACUCUGCUGCCCCGGAGAAACUCCCACUGUGACAGGAGCCUCCUUCAAGCCGAAGUGGUGAGAGAGGAGUCUCUGGCCAAGAAGGACACCAGACCUACCAAGGACCUGAAGUACCUGUUGUUCAGCAAAGACUUGGAAAAGCCAAGCACCAACAGCUACUUGAUGCAGCACCAGGAGUCGCUGAUCCAGCUGCAGAAGGCAGGGUUGGUCAGGAAGCACACCAAGGAGCUGGAGCGGCUCAAGAGCCUGCCCUCGGACGCCUCGGCACUGCUCCGGGACAGGGUGGACUCCAGCAUCGUGGAGGAAAGCGAGGACAUGAUGUCCCACCCCGGCCUCGUGCCCCUCCUGGCACCGGCCCCGAUGGUCCUCGGAGAUGCGGAGAACAACAUGGAGAGGCUGGAGGUGAAACGCGUCCUGGAGAGGGUCUCCCAGAGAACCUCCACACCGGCCGUGUGCCGCCUGGAGCACACGAGCAGCUUCACCAAGGACUUCCUGAAGACCAUCUGCUACACCCCCUCCUCGUCCCGCAGCUCCAACCUGACGCGCAGCUCCAGCAGCGACAGCAUCCACAGCGUGCGGGGCAAGCCCGGACUGGUGAAGCAGCGCACGCAGGAGAUCGAGACGCGGCUGCGCCUGGCCGGCCUCACCGUGUCCUCUCCCCUCAAAAGGUCCAACUCCCUCGCCAAACUGGGCUGUCUUAACCUGUCCUCCGACGACUUGUCGAGUGAGGUGGACGUGUCCACUGUAACGGACUCCAAAGAGGCCGUUUCCAGCGAGUGCUCCGUGUUCUGUGAGCCACAGCCCUCCCUGAGCAGCGCGGACGGCCCCUCCAAACCGGGGCUGAAGGCGGCGGGAGGGAACUUGAAGAGCGUGCUUUGGAUGGGCAAAAGUUGAUGCUUCCUGUGGAGGGGAGGAGGGGGCUGGAUUUUGGGGGGGGUUACAGCAUUUAUUCAUUGCACCGAUGCAGUUUUAUCAUCUGACUUGCGGCAGUUCAUCCAAUGCCACCUCUUCGUCCCCUCCCUGUGCUCCGAGAGGGGGCAGAAAGAACCGCGAUGGGUCACGUGAAGGGCACAAGGGAAAUCAAAUGUGUUGCAUGGCUUAGAGGAGGCCUUGGUGUGUGACUUGCCUGUUGUCCUGCAGGAUGCUCUUCCUAGUACUGUUUGCCAAGUGUAAUAACGUGGAUUUGUGUGUGGUUAUGGAUAGACAUUCGUAUCUCUAUCUAUAUCUAAAAUGCUGAAAUGUUCUGUUUCAAAGACU
Empidonax traillii (willow flycatcher) is the source of this 3606-nucleotide messenger RNA. RefSeq names its product slingshot protein phosphatase 1 (gene SSH1). Gene Ontology annotation, molecular function: actin binding; protein tyrosine/serine/threonine phosphatase activity. Gene Ontology annotation, biological process: protein dephosphorylation; negative regulation of actin filament polymerization; actin cytoskeleton organization. The transcript is spliced from 15 exons. The record is from RefSeq and is a predicted model, not a curated record. Gene Ontology annotation, cellular component: cytoplasm. Lineage: Eukaryota; Metazoa; Chordata; Aves; Passeriformes; Tyrannidae. Bases 34 to 3243 code for a protein of 1069 amino acids.